Molecule: messenger RNA, 1559 nt
Organism: Scatophagus argus
Lineage: Eukaryota; Metazoa; Chordata; Actinopteri; Scatophagidae
Product: C-type mannose receptor 2-like
Exons: 4
Coding region: 277-1068 (263 amino acids)
Source: RefSeq, a predicted model, not a curated record
AAAAUAUGAUCCAUCUGGUGUUUUUGCUGCUAGCUUCAGGUAAGUGUCUUUGCAUUAAAUGAAAUGAUCGUGCAAAAUUAAAAUACAUUUUGUUGCAAUUGCAAGGCCUGCUGUAAUUGGUGUUUUGAUGGGUGUCCCUCUGCAGGCUGUUUCACUUUGUGUUUACACAUUCAGCGAGAGUAUCACCUGAUCAACAAGGCUGAGACAUGGGAGAAGGCCCAGAGUUACUGCAGAAAGAGCUACACUGACCUCGCUACCAUUGACAGCCACGAUGACAUGACGAGGCUGGUUAACAUGACAGCAGCCAGUGGUGUGACAGCAAAUAUCUGGAUUGGUCUGAAAAAGAAUGGGGCAGCAUCUUGGUUGUGGUCUGUGGGGGCAACUCAGACCAGUCACGGAAUAGCUGAAUAUACUAACUGGGCCACUUUACCUGAUUCUACUCACAACUGUGGAGGCAUGAAGAGUGAUGGGAAAUGGCUCAGUGCAUUAUGUGGAACAAACCUUCCUUUUGUCUGUCAGGACGAGGAUGGCUCCAUGUAUACGGUUUCUGAAAACAAACCUUGGAGGCAAGCCCAAGAGUACUGUCAACUGUAUAACAGAGACUUGGUCAGUGUGAGGAGCCAGACUGAAAAUCAAGCCUUACAGCAGAUACUUAAUGCGAGCGGGCCAUCGUCAUCCUCUUUCUGGAUUGGUUUGUUCAGAGAUGACUGGAAAUGGUCGGACCAGAGUGACAGCUCUUUCAGAUACUGGGAGAGCUCUCAGCCAAAUAAUGAUGGAGCAUGUGCAUUGUACAACCCCUCUAUCAAGAGAUGGUACGACAGAGGUUGUGCUAACCCAUAUCCCUUCUACUGCUAUAGUGUAAAAGUCACGAGGCUGAUUGUGAGGAUGGAAAUUAAGUCCAGUUCAUUCUUUGACGUCAGUGACUCCACUUUGAGCGAAGCCAUUUUGAGCAAGAUCCUAAAAAACUUUGAGUGGGUCAAGCUGCACUGGAGAGUCCAGCCAGGUGGGAAGGUGUUCAGCGAAAAACAGAAAAAGAAGAUCAGUGAAGUCUGUGUGAAAGUGACAUAGUUGAAGCUGCCACAAAGAGAUUAUCUGCAGUGUCAAACAAGACAUUACAAUUACCUCUGUACACCUGUAUGGGCACUUCAAAUGUGUAGUCGAGUUGAGUUGUUGUACACAUUUUUCAAGUACUGAUGAAGAUAACUGACAUUUUUCAUGCUGACUUUCAUAUUAUUAAUUAGUUGUAGGUGUGCUGUGCCAUUUUGCAACAAAAUUCCAUAGAACAGAUACACUAACUUUUUCCCUUCUGAUCAGUCAAGGGGAACUCCACUGAUUUACAACAAUAAAAUCUCUUCAGAAGUGCUGGGAAGUACUACUACUACUACUACUGAGAAACAAGCUGUAUAAGGCCUGCUGUGGCUCCAGAGGGAGCGUCAUGAAAUCCAAUAAAUUCCCUGAGGAGACAGGGUGGCAUUUUGGGUAAUGUAGGCACCAAGUUUUGAAAAUGGAGGAGAAUUUGUAGAAUAAGAAAGUGAAAGACAUACAGUGUCUGUGAUUCU